UUUCAUUCCCACUGAAGCCAUUGGAGAAGAAGCUUCUGAAACGGGGAAAAAAAGAAUAUAAGAUUUAAUUUCAGAUCUCACAUCAUAAACCCCAGAACUCAGACAGAGUAUUGGAGCCACGUGAUCUGAUCAGGAAAUUUGGAGUGAUGGAACAUUUUGUUCAAUUAGUUGUAUUAUGAAGUCUUGAUAUUUGAUCAAUAUUGGUGGGAAAGCAUGAACAUCGUAAAGGGUGUUGCUGACCUCAUUCGGAGAACAUCAGGUGGCUCCACCGGGGAGUCCUCUUCGGGGAUACAACAUGAGAGGUUCUCUCCUCCUCCUCCGAAGAUCCGCUACAGUGAAGUAGGUGAUCAGGCAGUACUAAAUACUCUUUGGGAGAGAUAUGAGAGCAUUACUGAUAAGGUGGAAAAGAGAAAGUUGUUUCAUGUUUUUCUCAAGCAAUUUCUUAUUGUAUUCAAGAACUGGGAACCAGUUGGUGGUCAUCAGUUGUCAGAGGCUUCUUCAACAACUGUUCAACCUGCAGAGGAUUUGUUACAUUAUGAUGAUAUAGUUGUUGGGUGCUCAGCUGGACAUCCUGCUGAACUCAUUUUGACAUUAAUUGAAGAGAUCACACGAUUGACUACGUUUGUCACUGAGAACUUACGAGAGUCUUCCACAAGCUUGACCAGCACUUCUGAAGCUUUUCUUGUCUUGGAUGCUUUGAAUAUUGUUAUCCUUUCGAUGCAUAAUUGCAGAGUUUUUGGCUACUAUGGUGGGAUUCACAAACUUACAGCGUUGAUGAAAGGGGUUGUUAUUCAACUCAAAACAAUAGCUGGUGCACUUUCUGCCGAUGAAAGUUUUUCUAAUUUUACAGUAGAGAAGACUAGACUUUUACAGAAAAUACUUGUCUAUGUGGUGUCAAUAAUGUGUAGCUUCAUUGAUUUGAAUUCAAAUGUAAAUGAGAAGGCGCAGUUGUAUAAUAAUACCAUAGAGUUUUCUGUUCCAAGGCAAGGUGUUUCUUCAAGUGAUUCUUCUACUAAUUUGGAGGUUCCUUUUUCUGAAACAAGGCUAAAUUGGCAUAAGAAAGCUGUUGUGUCAUUGAUGGAAGCUGGGGGCCUUAAUUGGUUAGUAGAGCUAUUGCGUGUCAUCAGAAGGCUGAGUAUGAAAGAACUGUGGAUAGAUAUAUCACUCCAGUGCUUGACUUUGAGAACCCUUCGUUUAGCUUUAUCAGAGAACCCAAGGGGUCAAAAUCAUUUUAAAAGCAUUGGAGGGCUUGAAGUUCUAUUGGAUGGCCUUGGAGUACCAUCCACUAAUGUUCUACUAAUGGAAAAUGACACUCAUGUGGAUAUGAAAAGAGGUGAAAAUCCUUUGCCACAAAUUUUGCAGCUCCAUGUUCUUUCUCUGGAAGUUCUUAGAGAUGCAGUCUUUGGGAAUUUGAACAAUUUGCAGUUUCUUUGUGAAAAUGGAAGAGUUCAUAAAUUUGCAAAUAGUUUUUGUUCACCUGCUUUCAUGGUGCAAGAGUACAAGCAGCAGAGAAAGGACUUGCAUGUUCAAGAUGAUUUUCCGAUGUCUGAUUUUGACUUGAUGAACGUGAGAAGGCGCAUAACAGAGCCUUCUGUUCGACUUUCAGAAAAUGCUUCUUAUUCUCAGCUUUGGAGUGAUUAUGUUGUCAAGUUGAGCAGAGUUCUUUGUUCUUUCCUCGCAACAGAUGAUGUUAAAUCUCAUCAUGGCCAAGGAACCACUAGUCGUGUUGGCAUACUUGUUUCUUCAGUCUAUGGUGACCUUUCAAUUAAAUGGGUCAUGAGGGUUCUUCUUACAGUUUUUCCAUGCAUCAAGGCUUGUUCAAAUGAAAAUGAGUUGCCAAGUCAUUUAAGGAUCUUUGUCACUACUAUGCAGCACUGUCUUCUUAAUGCAUUUCGGAGAGUUCUUGUUUCGUUUCCUGCUUCACUAGAAGUAUUUCGGGAAGAGGGAAUAUGGGAUCUUAUCUUCUCUGAGAAUUUUUUCUAUUUUGUGCCGGCUUUAGAGGAAUUUUCUAAAGAGUGUUGCUCAUAUAGUGAUGGGUAUUCUACCUCCAAUAGUUCAUACAGUCACGCAAGGUCUAGUGGAGUUGAAGUUCUUCAAAUGGAAAUAAUUUCAUUGGUUGAAUUUGCUGCAACUUCUAUCGGGGUUGUGCAUAACUUGCCCGAAUCUUCUGCUUUAUUAGAUGCCCUUGAACAAUCUGCAUAUAAUCCUGAGAUUGCUGGUGUUCUUGCAAAGAGUCUGCUUCGCAUAUUACAGCUUUCAGCCGAGAAAACUAUCUCUUCUUUUAAAACUCUUGAUGCAGUUCCCCGGGUGCUUAAAGUUGCUUGCAUCCAGGCUGAAGAAUCUAGGAGGUCUGGCAAUAGAAGUCCUUCUGUUCAUAGUUAUCAGAUAUCUGAUUCCUGUGAGACAGCCCAGAGCUGGCAUCAAUGCAUGGAAGCGUGCAUGGACCUCUUUAUGGAGUUCUGGUCGAUAGCAGAUGAUGCAAAAAGUUUGGUUUUGCAUAAUUCAUCAUGUAUUGACUGCUUAUUUGAUUUAUUCUGGGAGGAAAGUUUGAGAAAUAAUGUGCUUAAGUAUAUUCUUGACCUCAUGAAGAUUGUGCCAUUGACUGAUGAAGACCGAACAGCAAUGUUGCAAUUAUGUUCAAAGUAUUUAGAAAUGUUUACUCAUAUAAAGGAACGGGAGAAAAGUUUUGCAGCACUGUCAAUUGAUCUAUUGGUUGGAAUGCGAGAUAUGAUCUCUAAUGAUCGAUUGUACUAUCAGGCUUUGUUUCGUGAUGGAGAAUGUUUUUUGCAUGUUGUCUCUUUGCUAAAUGGUAAUCUUGAUGAGGCAAAUGGAGAAAAGUUGGUUUUAAACGUCCUUCAAACACUCACAUGUCUCCUUUCAAGUAGUGAUGCCUCAAAGGCUGCAUUUAGAGCUCUUGUUGGCAAGGGUUAUCAGACAUUGCAAAAUUUACUGCUGGACUUUUGCCAAUGGCGUCCAACCAAAGGGCUUUUAAAUGCUCUGCUAGAUAUGCUUGUUGAUGGAAAGUUCGAUAUUAAGAGAAACCCUCUUGUACAGAAUGAAGAUGUGAUCAUAGUCUAUCUGAGUGUUUUACAGAAGAGCAGUGACUCUUUGCGGCAGUACGGGCUUACCGUGUUUCAGCAAUUGCUCAGGGAUUCCAUUUCUAAUCGAGCUUCAUGUGUCAGAGCUGGAAUGCUUCACUUUCUUCUUGAUUGGUUUCCUCAAGAAGAUAAUGAUAACAUCAUUUUGCAAAUUGCCCAAUUGAUCCAGGUCAUAGGUGGGCAUAGCAUAUCUGGGAAGGAUAUCCGCAAAAUAUUUGCACUCCUCCGAAGUGAGAAAAUAGGCAUGCAGCAAGGGUAUUGCUCACUAUUGUUGAGCAGUAUUUUGUCGAUGCUAAAUGAGAAGGGGCCAACUGCCUUUUUUGAUCUCAAUGGAAAUGAUUCUGGGAUCAUAAUCAAAACACCUUUGCAGUGGCCUCUCAAUAAGGGUUUCUCAUUUUCUUGUUGGCUUAGGCUGGAAAACUUACCCAGAAGUGGAACCAUGGGCCUUUUUAGUUUUCUUACUGAAAAUGGAAGAGGAUGCUUGGUGGUUCUUGCAAAAGACAAGCUUAUAUAUGAGUCGGUAAAUCUAAAGCGACAGUGUGUUCAGCUGCAUGUUAAUCUAGAGGGAAAGAAAUGGCAUUUUCUUUGUAUAACUCAUAGUGUUGGAAGAGCAUUUUCUGGGGGUAGCCUAUUGAGGUGCUAUGUUGAUGGUGAUCUUGUUUCAUCUGAAAGAUGCAGUUAUGCGAAAGUGAAUGAAUUAUUAACCAGCUGCUCAAUUGGCACAAAACCUAAAAUGGCACAAAAUGAAGGAGAUAAUGCCCCUGACUUUAUACAAGAUUCAUUUCCUUUUCAUGGUCAGAUUGGGCCUGUUUAUUUGUUCAAUGAUGCCAUUUCAUCAGAGCAAGUCAAGGGUAUCUAUUCUCUAGGGCCAAGCUACAUGUACUCAUUCCUAGAUAAUGAAGCUUCACCUUUUUAUGAUAACCCAUUGCCAAGUGGGAUUCUUGAUGCUAAAGAUGGUCUUGCAUCCAAAAUUGUCUUUGGAAUCAAUGCGCAGGCAAGUAGUGGUAGAAAAUUGUUCAAUGUCUCACCAAUAUUGGAUCCUGCAUCAGAUAAGAGUUCAUUUGAAGCAACUGUAAUGGUUGGUACACAGUUAUGUUCCCGUCGCUUGCUUCAACAGAUAAUCUAUUGUGUGGGAGGUGUAUCUGUGUUUUUCCCGCUCAUAGCUCAGUCUGAUAGGUAUGAAAUUGAAGAAAGUGGAUUCUUUGAGCAUACGUUGCUAAUGCCUAUCCCAAAAGAGCGUCUAACAGCUGAGGUUAUUGAGCUUAUAGCAUCUGUAUUAGAAGAUAAUUUAUCAAAUCAACAACAAAUGCAUCUUCUUUCCGGAUUUUCAGUACUGGGGUUUUUGUUUCAAUCAGUUCCACCACAGCAACUCAAUUUAGAAACACUUUCAGCAUUGAAACAUCUAUUUUACGUCAUUUCAAACUGUGGCUUAGCUGAGCUCCUUGUGAAAGAUGUCAUAUCAAGCAUUUUUCUUAAUCCUCUUAUCUGGCUCUACACAGUUUACGAGGUGCAGCGAGAACUGUACAUGUUCCUUAUUCAGCAGUUUGAUAAUGAUCCAAGGUUGCUUAAGAGUCUUUGUAGGCUCCCUCGUGUUAUUGAUAUAAUACACCAAUUUUACUGGGAUACUGCUAAAUCUCGAUUUGCUAUUGGAAGCAAGCCUCUUUUGCAUCCCAUUACCAAACAUGUUAUUGGAGAGAGACCUAGUAGAGAGGAAGUACGUAAAAUUCGUCUUCUUUUAUUAAGUCUUGGUGAAAUGAGCCUGAGGGAGAACAUUGCAGGAGCUGAUAUAAAGGCUCUUAUAGCCUUUUUUGAAACAAGUCAGGAUAUGGCAUGCAUUGAGGAUGUUUUACAUAUGGUUAUUCGUGCUAUUUCUCAAAAACAAGUGCUUGCUUCUUUCCUUGAACAAGUCAAUUUGGUUGGUGGCUGUCAAAUUUUUGUUAAUCUUCUUCAAAGGGAAUAUGAACCUAUCAGAUUGCUCGGCUUACAGUUUCUGGGAAGACUUUUGGUUGGUUUACCGUCUGAGAAGAAGGGUCCAAGGUUUUUCAAUCUUGCUGUUGGAAGAUCCAAAUCUCUUUCAGAAGUCAACAGGAAAACCAAUUUAAGGAUGCAGCCUAUUUUCUCAGCUAUGUCUGAUAAGUUGUUCAGAUUUCAGCAGACUGACAAUUUGUGUGCCACUUUGUUUGAUGUUCUUCUUGGUGGUGCUAGCCCUAAACAGGUGUUGCAAAAAUAUAACCAGGUUGACAGGCAUCGAAGCAAAGGAAAUAACUCCCACUUUUUCCUUCCUCAAAUUUUGGUUUUGAUUUUUAGAUUCUUGUCUGGCUGCAAGGAUGCAUCUGCAAGAAUGAAAAUAAUCGGCGAUCUGCUUGAUCUUCUUGAUUCAAAUCCUUUAAAUAUUGAAGCUCUCAUGGAACAUGGUUGGAAUGCCUGGUUAGCUGCUUCUACAAAGCUUGAGGUGUUAAAAGGCUACAAACCUGAGUCACCUAGCCUAGAUGACAAUGAGAUAAAUGAGCAAACAUUUGUAAGAAGUUUAUUCUGUGUUGUUCUUUGUCACUAUAUGUAUUCUGUAAAAGGUGGCUGGCAACAGUUGGAGGAGACAAUUAAUUUCCUUCUGAUGCACUAUGAGCAAGCGGGCAUCUCAUACUGGUACUUUCUCCGUGAUAUUUAUGAAGACUUGAUUAGGAGGCUGAUAGACUUAUCAUCUGAGGAGAAUAUUUUUAUAUUGCAACCAUGUCGGGACAAUACAUUAUUUCUUCUACGACUUCUUGAUGAGAUGCUAAUCUCUGAUAUUGAUCAGAAACUUCUGUUUCCGGCAAAUAUCUCUGGUUUUUCUCUGGAUUCCUUAGAAAUAGACAGCGUCAAAGAUUUUAGCUCUGUAUUAUAUGAGGUUCUGCAGGGAGAAGCUGAUGGACAAGUAUCUAGGCAGCCAAUCACAAGUGAAGCUAUCAUAGUCGAUCACAAGUGGUGGAAUAUAUAUGAUAAUUUGUGGGUCAUCAUUAGUGAGAUGAACGGGAAGGGACCAAGCAAGAUGCUACCCAAAUCAUCAGCAUUAGUGAUCCCAUCAUUUGGCCAAAGAGCACGUGGCUUGGUAGAAUCGCUGAACAUUCCUGCUGCUGAAAUGGCUGCAGUUGUUGUAUCUGGAGGGAUUGGCAGUGCAUUGGGUGGAAAACCUAACAAAAGCGUGGAUAAAGCAAUGCUUUUGAGAGGAGAGAGGUGCCCAAGAAUUGUAUUUCGACUUGUAGUCCUAUAUCUUUGCCAUGCUUCUUUGGAAAGAGCUUCACGGUGUGUCCAGCAGUUUAUUCCACUUUUGCCUUCUCUUCUUCCUGCCGAUGAUGAGCAAAGCAAGGGCAGAUUGCAAAUUUUUAUUUGGGCUCUGCUUGUGGUCAGAUCCCAGUUUGGUACUUUGGAUGAUGGUUCACGUUUUCAUGUUAUUUCACACUUAAUUCGAGAAACAGUCAAUUGUGGGAAAUCAAUGCUUGCUACUACCAUUAUGGGUAGGGAUGAAUCUGAGUCUGGCAGCAACUUAAAAGAAACAGGCUCCAUUCAGAAUCUAAUUCAGAAGGAUCGAGUGCUUGCAGCAGUUUCUGAUGAGGUAAAAUAUGUAAAGACAUCAAAAUUGGACCGCAACAGGCAAUUGCUUGAGCUUCGUGCUAGGGUGGAUGAAAAUUCCUCUGUAGAAUUAAGUAAUGCAAAAGUAUUUGAAGAUGAGAUACAAAGUGGCUUGAAUACUAUUCUUGCUUCAGAUGAUUGCAGAAGAGCUUCAUUCCAGCUUACUCAUGAGGAGGAGCAGCAAAAUGUCGCUGAAAAAUGGAUACACAUGUUCCGUGCUUUAAUUGAUGAGAGGGGUCCUUGGUCCGCUGAUCCUUUUCCAAAUAGUUCUGUAAUUCACUGGAAAUUGGACAAGACAGAAGAUGCAUGGCGGCGUAGACCCAAGUUACGACAGAAUUAUCAUUUUGAUGAAAAGCUGUGUCAUCCACCAUCCAACAUUCCUACUGAUGAGGCUAAUGUUCCUUUUAAUGAAAACAAAUCCAGCUUUGUUGGGCAUAUCCCUGAGCAAAUGAAGCGGUUUCUACUUAAAGGAAUACGCCGAAUAACUGAUGAAGGGACCUCAGAACCCAGUGAGAGUGAUAUUGAACCAAGUGGGCUGAAGGCUUCUGUCCCAGAGGAUCCCUCAGACAGUCAGUGGUCAGAACAAAUUAAAGGUGGCAGUGAUCCGAAGGACAUUGUUGACAGGAAAGAUUCUUCUUCCUCUUCACCAGAGAUGGAAACUAGCGAGGUUCAUUUAUCGGUUCCAUGUUUUCUGGUAACACCAAAGAGAAAAUUGGCUGGACGUUUGGCAGUCAUGAAGAAAGUUCUACAUUUUUUUGGUGAGUUCUUGGUUGAAGGUACUGGAGGUUCAUCUGUUUUCAAGGACUUCCAUGGUUCUAGCAGUUCUGAUUUAAACAAGCCUGAUCAAAAGCAGAAAUUUUUCAAAUGGCCUGAAUAUUUUGAUUUAAAUUCCGAGAUGGGGCUUCCUACAGAUAAUGCAGAGGCAGAAAACUUGCUUCAGAAACCAUUAAAAAAUGUUAAGCGUCACCGAAGAUGGAAUAUUGGCAAGAUAAGAGCUGUCCACUGGACACGGUAUUUGCUUAGGUACACUGCAAUAGAGGUUUUCUUCAGUGAUUCAGUUGCUCCUAUAUUUUUUAACUUUGCUUCGCAGAAGGAGGCUAAAGAGGUUGGAACCUCGAUAGUUACUCUCAGAAAUGAAAUAGUACUCCCUAAAGGAAGUAAUAGGGACAAGAGUGGAGCUAUCUCAUUUGUGGAUAGGCGUGUAGCACUAGAAUUGGCAGAAAAGGCUAGAGAGAGCUGGAGGAGAAGGGAUAUAACAAACUUUGAAUAUUUGAUGAUUCUUAACACGCUUGCGGGAAGGUCUUAUAAUGACUUAACACAGUAUCCUGUCUUUCCUUGGGUUUUGGCUGACUAUUCCUCAGAAGUUCUUGAUUUUAACAAGUCAUCAACCUUUCGCGAUCUUUCCAAACCUGUAGGAGCAUUGGAUUCAAAGCGGUUUGAGGUGUUUGAAGACAGAUAUCGUAGUUUCUGUGAUCCUGAUAUCCCUAGUUUUUACUAUGGCUCUCAUUACUCGAGCAUGGGGAUUGUGCUUUAUUACCUUCUUAGAUUAGAACCAUUCACAUCUCUCCACCGUAAUUUGCAGGGAGGUAAAUUCGACCAUGCAGAUCGUCUUUUCCAAAGCAUUGAAGGCACAUACAGGAAUUGCCUCUCUAAUACAAGUGAUGUGAAGGAGUUAAUCCCUGAGUUCUUUUACAUUCCAGAGUUUCUUCUUAAUUCAAACUCUUAUCAUCUUGGAGUGAAACAAGAUGGAGAACCUAUAGGUGAUGUUGGUCUCCCUCCCUGGGCCAAGGGCUCACCCGAAGUAUUUAUAAAUAGAAACAGGGAAGCGCUUGAAAGUGAAUAUGUUAGCUCGAAUCUUCACCACUGGAUUGAUCUGGUUUUUGGUUACAAGCAGCGUGGAAAACCAGCAGUUGAGGCUGCAAACAUCUUUUAUUAUCUAACUUAUGAAGGUGCUGUUGAUCUGGAUACCAUGGAAGAUGAGUUGCAAAGAUCAGCUAUAGAAGACCAAAUUGCUAAUUUUGGUCAGACACCCAUCCAGAUUUUCCGUAAGAAACAUCCUAGAAGAGGGCCACCAAUUCCAAUCGCUCAUCCCUUGCAAUUUGCUCCUAGUUCCAUUAAUUUGACUUCCAUCAUUAGUAGUACAAGUACUCAACCAUCAGCUUUUGUGUAUGUUGGUAUGUUGGAUUCAACCAUUGUUCUUCUGAACCAGGGGCUCACCUUGUCAGUUAAGAUGUGGUUGACAACACAAUUGCAAUAUGGUGGAAGCUUUACCUUCUCUGGUGCUCAGGAUCCUUUCUUUGGAAUUGGUUCUGACAUUCUUUCUCCCCGUAAUAUUGGGAGCCCAUUAGCUGAAAGUUUUGAACUUGGAGCACAAUGCUUUGCAACAAUGCAAACUCCAUCAGAGAAUUUUUUGAUUUCAUGUGGGAACUGGGAGAACAGUUUUCAAGUGAUAUCUUUGAAUGAUGGAAGAGUAGUGCAAAGCAUACGACAACAUAAAGAUGUUGUCAGUUGUGUUGCAGUGACUGCUGAUGGAAGUAUACUUGCAACCGGAAGUUAUGAUACCACUGUAAUGGUGUGGGAAGUUCAUCGUGCCAGAGCCUCAGAAAAGAAGGUUCGAAACACACAGAUAGAACUACCCCGUAAAGACUAUGUCAUCGUGGAAACUCCCUUCCACAUUCUCUGUGGGCAUGAUGACAUAAUUACAUGCUUAUAUGUUAGUGUGGAGCUUGAUAUAGUUAUCAGUGGGUCAAAAGAUGGAACUUGUGUAUUCCAUACCCUGCGGGAGGGAAGAUAUGUGAGAUCAUUACGUCAUCCAUCUGGGAUUGCAUUGACAAAACUUGUUGCCUCUCGUCAUGGACGGAUUGUUUUUUAUGGUGAUGAUGAUCUCAGUCUGCACCUAUUUUCAAUUAAUGGGAAGCAUCUUGCUACUUCAGAGUCCAAUGGCCGCCUCAACUGUGUUGAACUCAGUGCAUGUGGUGAGUUUUUGGUUUGUGCAGGUGACCAAGGACAAAUAGUUGUCCGGUCUAUGAAUACGCUAGAGGUUGUGAAGAAGUAUAGUGGAGUUGGAAAGAUAAUAACGUCUCUGGCUGUGACUCCAGAAGAAUGCUUCUUAGCUGGGACCAAAGAUGGAUGUCUUCUGAUCUAUUCUAUAGACAACCCUCAGCAUAGAACUAAUCUUCCUCGGAAUGUCAAAUUCAAAGCUUCUGGGACAGGAUAGAUCUAUAUUUCAUAGAAGGAGCUAUGAAAUUUGCGUUGUUAACCUCAGGAAUCUCUCCCGGAGAUGCAAGAAGCGAUUUUCAGACCCCCGGACUCUCCAUCAAGAAUUAUUUCUUCAUGGACUUGAUCAUAUUGAGAGGUUUUGCCUGUUGGUGUUACCUUAACGGAUGUGACACAGGAACUUCAUUAUGCAAUACACAAACAGCUUGAAUAAUUUGAGAGGCGAAUUUUUUUUUUUCUUCUGUUUAACAUAGUUAGGCGGGCAAAAUGGUACCUUCCACAAAUUCUGAAGUUUCAUCGUCUUGAUGGUGAGGAGAGUUAGGAAUCAGAAUCAGGUAUCAACACAUACAUGUACAUUGUAUUCUUGUAAGGUUAGAGUAGAAAAUGUUGUGUAUUAAGUUAUUAACCAUAGCAGCAUUAUCAUAAUCAGAGAUAAUUGUUUAGAAAUUUUCUGUUAUUUUUAUUUCUAUCAAUUCCUUGUACAGAUAGGCGUUCAUGCCUCUUCCAAAGUAAAUGGCAUAUUUUUUUGCCCUUA
Molecule: messenger RNA, 10455 nt
Organism: Pistacia vera
Lineage: Eukaryota; Viridiplantae; Streptophyta; Magnoliopsida; Sapindales; Anacardiaceae
Product: BEACH domain-containing protein B
Exons: 41
Coding region: 214-9921 (3235 amino acids)
Molecular function (GO): protein binding
Source: RefSeq, a predicted model, not a curated record